CUGUUUCACUUGUUUACAGUUAAUGAGGAAGUCACUGCCUGGAAAAAUCAAAACUCCGCCUUCAAAAACCCCAGAGAAUCGUGCUAUAUGCACUCAUCCGUACUGAGACUCACAGACGUGCCACGCAAGUUGAGUUUAAGAAAUACUGGUCAGUUUUCAGCGCUGCAGCAUGACUCUGACAGUGUCUCAAGGUGAGGGUUUGACGGUCAUCACCGUCACCUCAAACCCAAAGAGCAGAUGGCGCCUACUGUGUAAGAUUCUGGGUUUUCUGUGCUACAGUCCAGUCUGUUCUGUAUCCCAAGACAUCAAAAAAGGGCAACUGAAGGUCGUCCACACAAGUUUUGGAAUUGUGCAGAUGUUAAUUGGAGUCCUCAAUAUUGUGGUGGGGAUUGUGUUUACAUGCGUCGGCUUGUACUAUAACAUGUAUAGAAUGGCCCAGGGACCCUAUUGGCUCGGUGGUGUGUUCCUUGUUGCUGGAAUCGUGUGUAUUCUUGCAGCUAGAUUUCCCAAUUCUUGUCUGGUGAUAAUCGGGAUGGUUUUGCAAAUAGUCAGUGCUGCACUGGCUAUCACUGCUGUUGUGCUGUAUUCAGUGGACCUUGCAAAUGAUCAUACGAACUACUGUGAAACCUACAAUUCUUAUUAUUCAAGUUAUGAUUAUGGUUAUGGUUAUGGUUAUGGUUACGGUUAUGGAACACCUUCCCCAGAAAUUAGUAGGAGAACUGACAUCUGUCUGCAAUACAGGAACCUCAUUGAGAUGAUCUUCAGAGGACUAGAUAUCAUGAUGAUAGUGCUGUCGGUCCUUCAGCUCUGUGUGACCAUCAGUUUCUGUGUCUUGACUGGAAAAGCUUUGUGCAAGAAUGAUGAAGAUGCAAAGUCGGUGGAGGAUCCAGAACUUCACAAGCCGCUCCUGGAAGAUGACACUGCUGGUGCUGCAUGACAAGAUGAACACUUGCAUACAUAUUUUUGUUUGAAUAUUCAUCAAACGUUGUCUUUUCACAGAUGUUUUCAAAAACUUUUUUUUUUAAAUGAAUUACUUGAGGAUACUUGAAAAUAAAAAAGAUGCAAAUAGGUAAUCAUAAAAUAAGCCAUGAUGUUUUUUUGAGUAUGAAAAUCUUGCCUGUUUCUUAACCAUUUUAUGUUUGACUGACACAUUCAUCCCAUUAAGUUAAUUAGUUUUUAUUAAAACUAAUCCAUGAAUGGAAAUUUUAUAUGUAAUUUAAAUACACAAUUUUAGGGUGUGUAAUUAUUUUCAUUAUUUUUUUGACUCAUGAAUGUCACUGUAAAAACUGUGCCUCAAUGUCAAGUGCCUCAGGUAUCCUUUUGAGUACUCCAGGAACCUUAAAAUGUAUUUUAAGUGCCUCAAAGCUCUUUUUCUCAUAAUAGGGUUCCUGGAGGAACCAUUAUAGUCUUUGCAGUUCAUGCAGGAACUCAUGGGAUCCUUGAACUUUGUUCCCAGUUCUGAGGUUCUGGAGUCACCCUUUCAUUACACUGAGACCUCAAAGUGCUCUGGAGGUUCCUGGAGGAACUCCCAUUUUAAAAAAGGGUUAUUGUAAGCUCUGUUAACAUUAAAGUGGUUCCUGGAAGAUCUCACUUGUAAAAGCCAGCAUCUGGAAUAACCCAGAGAAGUGACAAAAAUUAUAUUUGAAUUAUAAUAAUUAUUAUUAUUAUUUACUUUUUAGGAAUCUGAUGGAACAAUGAGUUUUGUGGCACUUUCCAUGUGAAAAAAAUAAAAAAAUAAAAACCUAAA
Molecule: messenger RNA, 1747 nt
Organism: Carassius gibelio (silver crucian carp)
Lineage: Eukaryota; Metazoa; Chordata; Actinopteri; Cypriniformes; Cyprinidae
Exons: 7
Coding region: 170-937 (255 amino acids)
Cellular component (GO): membrane
Source: RefSeq, a predicted model, not a curated record